AUGGCGGCGGCGGCGGCGGCGGCGGCGGAGGUGGAUGAGCCGUGCUGCAUCUCGCACGCCUUCGACCGCGCCGCGCGCCGGGACCCCGCCCGGCUCGCCGUCGUCCACGCAGGCGACGGCGGGCGCCGCUUCGCCUGCGGCGACCUCCUCUGCGCCGUCUCCUCGCUCUCCCGCCGCAUAGCCGCCGCGCUUCCUCGCCCUUCCACCGACCAUCCCGGCGACGACGAGUCCCCAGGCUGCUCGGAUCGACAGAGGGGAGGCGCCGGCGCGACACCUAGGGUGGUGGGGGUGUACGCCUCGCCGUCGGUGGAGUACGUCGCAGCCGUCCUCGCCGUGCUCAGGUGCGGGGAGGCGUUCCUGCCACUGGACCCCUCGUGGCCGGAGGACAGGGUCCGGUCAGCUGUCUCUGCCUCUAAUGCGGCGCUACUCGUAUCGGCAGGGGUUUCGCAUGAAGACGAUGUUCUUAAGGGCUGCUCUUGCCCUGUUCUGCGAUUGAACGGAGACAUCCGGCAAGGGUUAUAUGAUGGAGAGGUUGGGAUUGGUGGAGAUGAGCUUGCUUGGCCGUGCGAGCAUGAGAGGCCACGGGAGUUCUGCUAUGUGAUGUUCACGUCUGGUUCUACUGGAAGACCCAAAGGUGUUUGUGGAAUGGAGAAAGGUCUUCUGAAUCGCUUUUUGUGGAUGCAAAGAAGGAAUCCUUUGUGUUCGGAUGAUGUGUUGUUAUUUAAGACAUCUGUCAGCUUUGUUGACCAUCUUCAGGAGUUUCUUUCUGCUGUGUUGACUAGCACAACACUUGUCAUUCCCCCCAAUAAUUGGAGAGCCAAUCCAGCAUCAUUGGCCAACUUGAUUAAGGCAUAUCGUAUAUCAAGGGUGACUAUAGUUCCGUCGCUGAUGGAGAUAAUACUACCUACCCUGGAGAAAAAUAUUUCAUGUGGAUAUAACUCUCUUAAGAUCUUGGUAUUUAGUGGGGAGAUUCUGUCCUUAGUGCUGUGGAAGAGAGUUCGUGAAAUUCUGCCAGAGACUACUAUCAUAAAUUUGUAUGGAACAACAGAGGUUUCUGGUGAUUGUACAUUCUUUGAUUGCAAAGAUCUGCCUGCAAUUUUAGAGCGUGAAGAAAUAACCAGUGUACCGAUUGGAUUUCCUAUUGCUAAUUGUGAAGUUUUUCUUGUGAAGCAUGCUGGGAUUGCAGCUGAAGGUGAAAUUUGUGUUAGUGGAGCAUGUUUAUUCUAUGGUUAUUUAGCUGAGUUUCUGAGGAGUAAUCACACUGAAGGCAGUGAAAGUUCAAAAUACUACAAAACGGGUGACUAUGCUCGACGGCUGAAGGCUGGUGAACUUGUUUUCCUUGGGAGAAGGGACCGUUCUGUAAAAAAUUACGGGCAGCGUUUUUCACUAGAAGAGGUAGAAUCCACCUUAAAGGAACAUCCUGCUGUCAGUGAUGCUGCAGUUACUUUCCAAAGUAAAGGGUCUCCAGAUUAUAAGGCAUACCUGGUGUUUAAGAAUAAGGAUGAAAUUGUGAAAGAUAGCGUGCAGUAUAGAGAAGUAAAUUCUUCUCAAGAUGUCAUGGCAUCAAUUCGAAGUUGGCUCAUCAAGAAGGUUCCACCAGCUAUGAUUCCAAGCUUCUUUCUCCACGUGAAGUCCUUACCUUUGACUUCUUCAGGAAAGGUUGACUAUGUUAAGUUAUCAAGUUUGGAAUGUGCAUUGGAACCAUGUGGAAUUGAGCAAAUUAAGUCUGGAAGUGGUCCAGUUAAUCCAUAUUUACAAGUUAUUAAAAAGGCAUUUUGUGACGCCCUGCUUGUUGAUGAAGUUUCCGAGUUUGAUGAUUUUUUCACCUUGGGUGGUAACUCAAUUUCUGCCGCCCAUGCAGCCCACAAGUUGGAGAUUGACAUGAGACUGCUUUAUAUCUAUCCAACCCCUUCUAUGCUUUUGCACGCUUUAGUUGUGGAGCAUAGUAAUUUGGUUUCUCCUACUGAUGAGCCUCAGCCUAAGAAGGGCCUGAACGUAUCUACAAGCAUACAUGGACUAUUCGACCCGGUUGCUGCAAAUGUGGAUGAUAGUUAUCAUGGAGGCAAAGCACGGAUAAAUGGAAAGCGUGCACAUUAUCAAAUUGCUGGGAGUUACGGAAAUGAAACAGAUGGCCAGCUUAACAAAUAUCCAUUCUCUCCUGAUGACAGAUGCCAGGUAAACGAUCUCUACUUGGAUACAUGCUUGAAGUACAGAAACAGUGUCAUGGGGAGUCAGUGGAUCCUGAACUUUUGUUUACACAAGAAGUGGUCUAUUGGACGUUGCAACAGAUUUAUGCAUGACGAUGAAGGGAAGCUGCAACUUGAAGAUGUUUGCUCACAUGUUUCAUACAACAAAAGAGGUUAUCUUCAGGAACUUUGGAACAUUCCUUUGGAUUCAUGUGUUGAUGCCUCACCUUUGCUUGUCCUGAACAAUGGGAUGAUAAACAUAUUUAUUGGGUCCCAUUCACAUUUAUUUCUCUGCAUCGAUUGUUGCAAUGGUUCAGUGAGGUGGAGUGUCAAAUUGGAAGGACGUGUGGAGUGUUCUGCUGCUAUUACUGGUGAUUUUUCAGAGGUUGUGGUUGGAUGUUAUAAAGGGAAAAUUUACUUUCAUGAUAUGUUGACUGGUAAACUAUCUUGGACAGUUCAAACAGAUGGAGAGGUAAAAAUGCAACCAGUUGUUGACAGGACAAGGAAUUUAAUAUGGUGUGGCUCUUAUGAUCAUCAUUUAUAUGCACUAAAUUACCAAGAUCGUUGCUGCGCUUAUAAAGUAUCUUGUGGUGGAAGCAUCUAUGGUUCUCCUGCUGUGGACAUGGCACACGACAUGAUCUAUGUUGCUUGUACGAGUGGCCUUGUAACUGCAAUAUCCCUUGAGGUUCCAUCAUUCAGAAUAGUUUGGCAAUAUGAAGCUGGGGAAGCAAUUUUCAGUUCUCUUGCCAUCGAUCAUCAAAGUGGAAAUGUUGUUUGUUGCUUGGUGAACGGUCUGGUGAUCGCGUUGAACUCACAUGGCACUGUUGUCUGGAAGGCAACUGUUGGUGGUCCUAUUUUUGCUGGUGCAUGUGUGUCAUCUGCGCUUCCUUCUCAGGUGCUGAUACCUUCCCGUGAUGGAAGUUUAUACUCUUUUGAUAUUACAUCUGGUGAUCUUCUUUGGUCAUAUGACUUCGGCGACCCAAUUACUGCAUCUGCUUUUGUUGAUGAAGUGUUAGCAUCAACACCAUCUGGAACAUCAGAGAGAUUUGCUUGUAUCUGCACAAGUUCUGGGAAGGUCCGUGUCCUUGGGAUUAGAGCUGAUGCUGAGCAGGGGAAAGUUGGUUACUCUGUGCAAGAGUUUGCAGCCAUGGAUCUUCCUGGGGACAUCUUCUCAUCUCCCUUGAUGGUGGGUGGGCGCAUCUUUGUUGGCUGCAGAGAUGAUCGACUACAUUGUCUCUCAAUCACCUGUCAACAAAGAUAUGCAGAAGGUACUGGUGCUUGGGUUCCAAAGGUUGGAUUUCCACGCCAUAAACCUUUGGUUAAGUGCUCGAUAUUCAGUAUCACAAUCAGAUUACAACCUUGGUGCUAUCCCGAGUGUACUGGGUUCAAAAGCGGAAGCAGAGCCAUAAACGGCCCUCGCUCCUUUUCUGCGGAAAAUACACCUUCAAGCUUGGUCGAUGUACUAAUCAGUCUCUUUUUAUGCAUCAGGAUGAUUGUUUUUUCUUAG
Messenger RNA from Triticum turgidum subsp. durum (durum wheat), 3693 nucleotides. The record is from the annotation of a GenBank genome assembly. Lineage: Eukaryota; Viridiplantae; Streptophyta; Magnoliopsida; Poales; Poaceae.